AUGAAUCCCCAGUCAAACAGCAAACCUGGACAACCUGUCAUUCCUAGAAUCAAGGGCGAGCCUCGACUCCUAGGCUUGGUCGGUGAUCCAGGCUUGAAUCGGGACUCAGGAGGCUCUGUACGCUUCGGCAAUCGCGUUUUCUGGACAUAUCGAGACACACAGCUGUGCAACUCCGACGGCAGUGUUCGCAUGUUCCCAAUCAUCUCAAGCACGGCGUCAUGGUCAGACUACAGCAAAGAUGGCGGACCUGACCUUCAACCAGCCCGUGGCGAUCCACUCAAAAGUGUUGUUCUACGCCAGUAUGGCAAGAAUCAAGAGGCACAAUCUUUCUUCCACAAUAUGCCGCAUAUCUGCGAGGCACCGGCUGGGAACAAGAAUGACGGGACAAGAAUUGCGUUGUGGCCGGAUUCUCCGCCCUUGGUGACUGAAGAACCUCCAGACGGCAAGAUCAAAGCCUAUACUUGGGUCAGGCAAGCGCACAUCGGACAUGACUUGAGCGUCAAAACCGAGCAUCCCGCCACGAUUCUCUACAGGACUGACUACCAUCCCUCCACGUUCCACUCCCACCACGACCUACCCAAGGUCACAGCCGUAGACGAACAAUUCUGGAAACCUGGUGAGAUCGCACACGGCUCAUUCGGGAAUGUGAUCAGAAAUGGCAUCGCAUACCUCUACGGCCGCGAAAAGCACAUCACAUCUUUGGCUCGCGUACCCGUCCAUGAGAUCGAGAACCGGAACGCGUACGAAUACUGGGUCAAUGGCAGCUGGACGAAGAAUAUCCCUUCCAUCGCGCAGGAAGGGAUCAACAUUCCCAACGCCUGUGCUGGUGGACAGGGUACGUACUACUUCAAUGAGCAUUGGCAGUGCUAUGUCUGGAUUGGAGGCGAUCCCUUUCCCGGCGCGGAAAUGUACAUCACCACAGCCCCCGAGCCGCAGGGUCCUUGGUUGCAACCUCAGAUGUUUUACACCGGUCCACGAGGAAACCAUUUGCUGGGAGCAUAUUCCGUGCAAGCGCAUCCGAGCUUGACGUAUGGCGAGAAGAGGAAUGGGAUUUAUGUGACUUAUACGAAGAACGAUGAAGCUGAGAAGGGUGAUGUCGCGGGAUACACGACGCCUUUGGUCUAUGUGGAGUUCGAGUAG
Pseudocercospora fijiensis CIRAD86 is the source of this 1140-nucleotide messenger RNA. RefSeq lists its product as uncharacterized. The record is from RefSeq and is a predicted model, not a curated record. NCBI's taxonomy places the organism in Eukaryota, Fungi, Ascomycota, Dothideomycetes, Mycosphaerellales, Mycosphaerellaceae. The transcript has a single exon. Bases 1 to 1140 code for a protein of 379 amino acids.